AUGCUUCUUAUUUCAUCUACUAAGACUCUCAUUCAAAAAUUGAGAGAAGAUGGAUGGGAUGAAUUAGUUUAUGAGGUGAAAUCUUUUUGUGAACCUGUUACUAUACCUGUCCCAAAUUUUAAGGCUCACUAUACUACAAAAAGAGAAAGAAGUCGUGGUCAGCAAAAUGCAAUUACAGUGGAGCAUUAUUACAGAGUUGAUCUUUUUAAUUCAGUGAUAGACUUUCAACUACAAGAAUUAAACAACAAAUUCAAUGAUAAUACAGUGGAAUUACUCAUUCUUAGUUCAACUUUAGAUCCGAGAGAGAAGCACACAUCAUUCAGAAUUGAUGAUAUUUGCAAGUUGGUACAAAAAUUUUACCCAAGAGAUUUUACAGAAUACGAGAUGUUUCUACAGCUACACCACAAAACGAUCUUUUUCAGCUAUGAAUAUAGUGAAGACUACACUUCACAACAAGAUGAAAGAUGA
This is a messenger RNA of Cannabis sativa, 468 nucleotides long. RefSeq lists its product as uncharacterized. The transcript has 2 exons. The record is from RefSeq and is a predicted model, not a curated record. Bases 1 to 468 code for a protein of 155 amino acids. NCBI's taxonomy places the organism in Eukaryota, Viridiplantae, Streptophyta, Magnoliopsida, Rosales, Cannabaceae.